AUGGAUAUCGCCGAGGACUACGACAUGGACGUUUACGACGACCCCGAUGUCAAUUUCGCCCUCGAAAACAACAUUGUCUUCUCUCACGUCUGCGGUCAAAUCUAUGACGAGGUCAUGUUGGCUUUAUGCCCCAAUGUCGAGACCAUCGUGCUGCCUAUCUGCGACUACGACGAUGACAUGGAGUCCACAACAACCUUGACCCAUUUUGCCCAGCGCUUGAAGAUCAGCGGCGACUCUGCCAAGCUGCACAAGCUACGCCACCUCACCCUCGCAAUCAACAUGUCCGACAUCUUCAGCAUCUGCAACCCUGGUGUUCGGGUGAUUCUCCGUGCAGCACCCUCAUUGCAGACCCUCGUUUUUGUGGGCACUACGUGGCUCGCUGAUCAUCAUGCAGCAUCCUCUUUCAACUCCAGAGCCUUCACGCCGGCCCUUCAGAAUCUCACCAGUUUGGAGCUCAUCAACUCCAUCAUCCCAAAGGACAAGGAGGCUUCUGAACAAGACCGAGGGGACAAGGGGCUCAGAAUCCUGGCGGAGAUCAUCUAUCAGGCAAAGAAGCUGAAACACUUUCGAUAUCUCACUACCCACAAGGAAGAUACAAGAGAGCAUCUCCCGGCGGAAUGCCUCUUCAGAGCUCUCCAGUUCAGAGCCGACACUCUUGAAACCAUCGAAAUCGGCACCAACGACAUUUCGCCCACCAACCAUGAACCCGUCCAUCCAGAGAUGCGCGUUGUCAAAUCCACGCUCGCCCCGUUCGGCAAACUACGCACGCUCCGUCUGAACGAGGCUGCUUUCUGCAAGCACUAUGAUUCCGAGUCUGACAUCGAGGAUCCUGAACUGAUGAGGGAGCUCUGCCAGAGUUGCAUCGUGAAUAUACUUCCUCCCAGCAUCAAGCACCUGAUCAUUGGGUUAGAUGCGUACACCAUGGCGGCGAGGACUGAUCUGUUGAUACUGGCCCAGAUGGCGCCAUAUGGAAAGUUCCCAAAUCUCGAGAGUCUCCAUGUCAUUAUCCUGUACGGUCCAGGAGAGUACUGCGUGGCAAUGAACAAGACAGGCUUGCAGAAGGCUAAGAAGAAGUCGGCCCGUUUGCUGCCCAGGUUGGAGAGUCUCAUUGGGGAGUAUCCUCUCAAGAUAUCCAUUGAGCCGGAAGGAAGCCUCGAGUCGGGCCAAGGCGACUAUGAAGACUCGGACGAUGAGUCGGACGACGGCUUUGAUGAAGAUCCGGAUGGUGAAUCUGACGAGGGCUUCGGGGGUCGCUCGGACUCGGAUAGUGAAUGGGACGCAGACGGUCGUUCGGAUGACGAGUGA
This is a messenger RNA of Fusarium keratoplasticum, 1305 nucleotides long. RefSeq lists its product as uncharacterized. The transcript has a single exon. NCBI's taxonomy places the organism in Eukaryota, Fungi, Ascomycota, Sordariomycetes, Hypocreales, Nectriaceae. The coding region runs from base 1 to 1305 and encodes 434 amino acids. The record is from RefSeq and is a predicted model, not a curated record.